This is a messenger RNA of Drosophila montana, 5787 nucleotides long. RefSeq names its product double-stranded RNA-binding protein Staufen (gene stau). NCBI's taxonomy places the organism in Eukaryota, Metazoa, Arthropoda, Insecta, Diptera, Drosophilidae. The transcript has 7 exons. Gene Ontology annotation, molecular function: double-stranded RNA binding; mRNA binding. Gene Ontology annotation, cellular component: neuronal cell body; neuron projection; cytoplasmic stress granule. Bases 467 to 3598 code for a protein of 1043 amino acids. The record is from RefSeq and is a predicted model, not a curated record. Gene Ontology annotation, biological process: intracellular mRNA localization; anterograde dendritic transport of messenger ribonucleoprotein complex; protein localization to synapse.
CAUCCACAGCCACAGUGCAAAUUACGGCCGCACGUUAAUAAAUUAUAAUAACUAACAAUAACAAUGCUAAGAUAAAGUUAAAAUCUAGCUUUAUACGUUCAUCAACUUAAUUUAAGUGUUAAAGUAGUUCUAAAGUGUCCUUUAGGUCGCCAAAAAAAAAAAAACAAAUACGAGUCUCAAGGCACGCAACUAAAAAGAGGUCGUCUUCGCUGUUCUUGUUGUUGUCAUAAUCGCCUGCUGCUGUUGUUUUUUUUUUGUCAGCAAUAAAUUAAAAUACAACUACACACAUUGGGCAUUUCGCAUGCACGCCUAAUGUAUGUUCUGAUUGCUGCAUUUGCCCUGCUGCAUACGAACUAGAAUACAAAAAUACAUUCGCCAGCGCGAAGAAGCAGAAGUGGAAGACACUAAGCUGCACAACAACAACAACAAAAACAACAACAACAGCAGCAGCGCAGUCUGGAGCAUCAUGCAGCAUCAUGUGCAUGCACCGAGAGCAGCGCCACAUUUGCGCGCCGCACAUCAUCACGGUCACAUUGCGCUGCCACCGCAUCCCGGCAUGGAGCCACAUCUGGGCACACUGGCAGCAGCGGCGUCCCUUGUCACACAGCAACAGGCGCCGCCGCCACCGCCACGCGAACAUGGACGCCUGAAUCAUCAUCAUCAUCAUCAUCAACAGCAGCAGCAGCAUCCACAACCGAAUGCCGCGUAUCACAACAGCAGCAGCAACAACGACCACAGCAGCAUAAAUAACAAUCAAAUGCAAAAGAUACGACAGCAGCAUCAGCAUCUCAACAGCAACAGCAAUGGCCAUUUAACAAAAUGUAAUCAAGCUCCGCCACCAGCGCCUCAGGCCUACAAUCAUCUGGCUGGGAAUCCUGCAGCGCUCAGCUACGGCCAGUUGCCACAUCAUAUGACGCAUCUGGGCAGCUAUGCGGCACAGCCGCCGCCGGCAGUGCUAAGUGGCGGCAAGCAGCAGCAUUACUAUCUGAGCAGUGGCAAGCCUUCCAAGUACAACAACAGCAACAACAGCGGGAGCAGCAGCAGCUAUGCGCAUGCAACAAAAACCAUUCUGCAGAACACCUACCGUCACGCCAAGAGCAAUGGCCAAUUGCCUGUCGCAGCUAUGGAGGCGCCUGUAGUUGCUGGAGCGACAGCAGCAACAGCGGCUGCUGCAGCGGAACAUGCUCUGCCCAGCACAUUGCGCCUUGUUGGCAACUGCAGGAACAGCAACAGCGAUAGCAUAGCCAUUGCCAGCGAUGAAGUCUCUGAGGUGCCGUCUGCCGAGUCGCCUGAUAACUGUGAGUCAUUAAAAGAGACGACGUUGACGCAGGACGAGGACUGCAGCAGCAGCGCGGAGCAAUUGGAUGCCGCCGGCACGCUGUCCAAUGAAGAUGGCAGCGCGGCGCGCGGCUCCAAAGACAAGACGCCCAUGUGUCUGGUCAAUGAGUUGGCCAGGUACAAUAAGAUCACACAUCAGUAUCGCUUGACGGGCGAGCGCGGUCCGGCGCAUUGCAAAACCUUUACUGUUACUUUAAAGCUGGGCGAGGAGGAAUAUUCAGCAGAUGGUUUCAAAAUCAAGAAGGCGCAACAUUUAGCCGCCUCGAAGGCCAUCGAGGAGACCAAAUACAAGCAUCCGCCGCCAAAGAUACGCCGCAACGAUGAGGGCAGCUCAACGCGUACGCACAUCACGCCCACCGUUGAGCUCAAUGCGCUGGCCAUGAAGCUGGGCCAACGCACCUACUAUCUGCUGGAUCCAACACAGAUGCCGCCGUCAGAUGCCAUGCUGCCGCCCGAAUAUGCUACACCCCUGCUGCCUACACCAGCGGCUGGUUUGCCGCCGCCGCCUUAUGCAUUGCGUCGCAAUGCCAAUGCGGGUUAUGUGCUACCGCCUCCGCCCAUGCAUCCCCACCAUCAUGUGGCAAUACAGACACAGCGCGGUAUCUAUGGCCAUCAGCGACCGUUUGCGCCUAAAUAUCAAUCGCGGUAUGCACUGGCGCCAGCACUGGGACCGCAUAUGCUAGCCGGCCCGCAUGGACCCUAUGCGGCCGCACUGGCCGUAACACCCAGCAAGAUUACCUUGUUUGUGGGCAAGCAAAAGUUCGUGGGCGUUGGACGCACACUGCAGCAGGCCAAGCACGAUGCGGCGGCGCGUGCGCUGCAGGUGCUCAAGACGCAGUCGAAUAGCUCAGCUGACGAGGGGCUGGACGACUCUAUGGAUGAGGGUGACAAGAAGUCGCCCAUAUCGCAGGUGCAUGAGAUUGGCAUCAAGCGCAACAUGACGGUGCAUUUCAAGGUGCUGCGUGAGGAGGGACCAGCGCACAUGAAGAACUUCGUCACCGCGUGCAUUGUCGGAUCCAUUGUGACCGAGGGCGAGGGCAAUGGCAAAAAGCUGUCCAAGAAACGUGCUGCCGAAAAGAUGCUAACCGAGCUGCAGAAAUUGCCGCCCUUCACACCGACCAAACAGACACCCAUGAAGCGCAUCAAGGUGAAGACGCCCGGCAAAGGUGGCGCAGCGGCAGCUGUCACAGGCAUUGCAGCUGCCGCCACCGUCACGCCGCUGGGCAAGCCGGAGCGACGCAAGCGUCUCAAUGCGCCAUUGAAGGAGAAGCCCAUUGUGGAGCUGGAUGAUGCCGAGAAUCCCAUCACGAAACUCAUUCAAUUGCAGCAGACGCGCAAGGAAAAGGAACCGAUCUUCGAGCUAAUUGCCAAGAACGGCAACGAGACGUCCAGGCGGCGUGAGUUCGUCAUGGAGGUAUCCGCCAGCGGCAGCAUAGCGCGCGGCACUGGUAACAGCAAAAAGCUGGCCAAACGCAGUGCAGCACAGGCCCUGCUCGAAUUGCUGGAAACAACGGAGCAAAGCGGCGGCGACUCGGAACACGCCUUGGAACACAAUUUGCCUGCUGCUGCAGCUGUGUCUGUAGGCGGGCUAACUAUAGAGUCAACUGGCGGACUCGAUGUGCCCAUGGUCUCAACGCCUGCUGGUCCUGUGCCCGGUAUUUUAAUACUGCGUCAAAAUAAAAAACCAGCGAAGAAAAAGGAUGCGGUGGUUGUGGUCAAAGCCAAUGUGGAGCCAGCUAAGGAAAAGGAAGCCAAAAAAGAAGCUAUAAUAACAGCAACAGUAACAGAGAGAAAAAGUAGCCACAACAGCAGCAGCAACAACGAGUCGAAUGAUCAUGAGGCGGCCAACGAGAGCAGCCUAAACACCUCCACGGGCAGCAACACAAGCGGCGUCAGCAGCAACAGUAGCAAUGCGCCCGCCAGCAAAAGCGGCAGCAAUGCCAGUGGCGGCGGUGAUGCCAGCAGCAGUGCUGCUGGUGGAAGUGCUGGCGGCGGCGGUGCUGGUGGUGGCGGCGGCGGCGGUGGUGUGCAUAUGAAGGAACAGCUCAUAUAUCUCAGUAAAUUGUUGGAUUUCGAGGUCAACUUUUCGGACUAUCCCAAGGGUAAUCACAAUGAGUUUCUGACGAUAGUCACGCUCUCCACAACACCGCCGCAGAUCUGUCAUGGCGUUGGCAAAAGCUGUGACGAGUCGCAAAACUCUGCGGCGCGCAAUGCUCUAAAAAUUUUAAGCGAACUGGGCCUAAACAAUGCCAAGAAAUAAUAAGCCAAACUAAUUAACUGCAAUUUAUAUAUAUUUUUUUUGUUGUUGUGCAUUGCAAAAGUAAAUGAAAAACAAAAAAACACCCGUCCACAAAUCAAACUAAAAAAAAAGAAUAAAGAAAGAAAGAAAGAAAACUAGAAGCUGUGUGCAAAUUGAAAAUAUGCAAGAAACAAUGCAAGAAACAGUAAUUUUUGAAAUAGCAAAUUAUUAGUUAAUACCUAUUUAUUUAUUUAUGUGCAAGUGUGCGCAAUGUGCAUUGUUGAUUUGCAUUUUUGUGUUAACUGCUGUUAUUAUUUUAAUUUAUUUGUUGUUGAAAUUGAUAAUUGAAACCAAUUGAACAGAGCCCAGAGCCAAGUCAACUAAAACAAAAAUCUAAACAUAAGCAAAAGAAUAACUUAAUAGCCUUAUGCUAAAAGUUGAAAAAUGUUGCAGCAUGUUGCACACAUUCUACACAAACACAUACUAUAUUCAUAUAUAUAUAUAUAAAUAUGAAUAUGUAUGUCUAUAUAUGUAUGUAUAUUAAGAUCGAGCGCUCAUUAGGCACUUAAAUUAAAUUGAUGAACAAAUUGUAAACACAUAACUAAUAAUAUUUAUUAGCUGCAUGCGGCUGCCAAGACGCUUAUGCAACGCUUUCAAAAAAUAAAUACAAAAAUUUGUCUGCCACAUGUUGCAUUUGCCUCACAAAUGUGAAAUUAGAAAACAACAAAAUUGAAGCCUGCACACGCUUGUGAAAUUUUUAAUUUAUUUUUUCAAAGCCAUGAAAGCCAAUCAACGGAGCAUAAGAACUGCUGCUGCUUGUGGUCAAAUGUAUGAUGGAACUCGUCGAAUAAUGAAUCUAUAUAAUAAUACUAUAAUUAAUAUAUAUUAAUAAGCAACAACAAUUACAACGAUCAAGCAACAAAUUGUAUGCAGCUAAACAAAUUUCCAGCCAACAUUUUCAUUCGCAUAUUGUGCAGUUGCAAAGUGAAUGUUUGAAAUUUGUUGUAGCCCCAACGGCUCCAACUGCCACAAUUUGUGGCAAGUGUAUUUGCUUUGAAUUGUGGCAAGUGGCCAGUUGGGUCGCAUAUCAAUCGGCUUGUGGGUUAUAAUGAAGGAAAUACAAUUUACAUAAUCGUUAAUAAUUAUAUUUAAUUGUUUAAAAACCAUUUUGUAAAUGUUCAGUUUUUUGGCAUACAUCCCCAACUAAAAAACUGAGCAUCUUUAUGAAUAACGUGUUGUUUAAAUGCCACCCCCAGUUUGAUAAUUGUUAAUCUAUGUUUUAUUUCACACAUACACACUCAGAAAACUUUACUUUAUCACACACACACACGCACACACACACACACAUAUAUUUACAUUUGCAUGUUAUGAAAUUUUUUGUACAAUAGUUUUUAAUUGCUUUGCCCAGUAAACAGCACAGAUUAAGCGUUAAGUUGAAUUAUGUCAAAUUGUAUUUUGUGAAAAAACAAUGUUCGUCGCAACAAUGUGCAUGAUUGCUUUAACUUAAAAAAAAACCUAAUUUAAAAAUAUAUAAAAACAUAUUAAAAUGAAAAGAUCGUACGAAAUUCAACUAAAGAAAAGCCUUACGUAUAAGCGAAUUAUAUAAACACUUUUAAAAACACAUCCAGUAUUAAAAAAACUCAUACACCCAUAAAUAAAUAUCUUUGAUAUGCACACAUAAAUAAAUAUAUUUAAUAUAAAAAAAGAAGACGAAUAAAAUACCUUAAAUCGUGCACAUUGUUUGCAUGCGUCGCCCCACUUCCUCAACUCCUCCUAACUAAGCUACCCGUUCAAAAGGUUCAUUUUGUUAGAAGAUUUUGCAAAUUCAAAAAACAAUAAAUGUUACGCAUCAAAUUAAUUGAAUACACUUUGCAAAGUCUUCACGAAAUUAAUAAGAAGUAAUAUAUAAUAUUGCAUUAUAAUGUUUAUAAAGAAGGAAACUAACCAAUCUGUUCAUUAAGACAAGACAAACAAAGAAAAACAAAAGGAAAAAAAAAGUUGUGACUACAGCUAAAUACACACAUUUAUUAGAUUUUAAGCAAAUCAAAAACAAUAACAAUAAUAAGAAGCAGAAGAAGAAGAUGCAGAACAACAACAAAAAGUGUUAGUGUUUAAACAAAAGUCUUGUCUCUCGUGAGAAAACAAAUACCUAAAAACUAUAUGACUAUGUAAAAUGUAAUACUUGUAAUAAACAUUCAAAUAAAGUUGAA